GGGCCCCCACGUCGGGUGCGCCUUUGUCUCGGGGCCCCGCCAUUCUUCAGAUCGGCGUCUGGGCUGCUCUGGCGCGCUCGGCGGGCCGGUGUCUCUGCUGCCAGGUGCCGCAGGUCCGCGGGGGAAGGCCGGUCGCCCCGAAGGCCCGGAAAUGGAACCGUUGACCUUCAGGGAUGUUAUCGUUGAUUUCUCUCAAGAGGAAUGGGACUGCCUGGAGCCCCUGCAGCAGAGUUUGUAUAGAGACGUGAUGUUAGAAAACUACAGGAACCUUUUCUUCCUGGCUAUAUAUUCUCAUCAAGUCCAAGACUUUUUGCCAGAGCAGGGAUUAAAACAUUUAUUUGAAAAAGUGAUCAAGGGAAGAUAUGGAACCCAUGGCGUUGAAAAUUUACACCUUAGGAAAGAUGGGGAAGGUGUCAGAGAGAGUGAAGGUCCGAAACCGUGUCAUGGUGAACGUAGCAAAUGUCUGGUGACUGUCCAUAAUGAAAACUUCAGUGUCAGCAGACUCCACGAACACGCAACAUCUCAGAAAGCAGCUCACUCCGUCCCCGUCACCUUUGAGGACCUCGGUGUGUUCUUAAAUGUGUAUCCACAGCCGUUUUUGAACCAUACCUUCCCUCUGAAAGGAAACUUGGAAAACCUGAAAUGGAGUCUGUCCCAAGCUUCAGUUAACAACAUGAACAAUUUCAGUUGCAGCAUUGGUUUAAACUUUUACUCAAACAUUUGUAUAGAUAAGAGAUUUAGAAAUAAAGAACAGAUUUCUGAAUGUGACCACUUUGAGUGUCACUUCACAAAAAGUCUGCUAUUUUGCAAUCAACAAACAGUUCUUCCUUGUGCCAAAACAUACAAUUUUAAUAAAGGUGGGGAGGUUCAUUCUUCCCCAUUAUUGCUUAAUGAAAAUUCAGAUAAAGAUACUUGGAAAGUCCUGUAUGUUUAUAAUAAAACCUCCAAGACCUUUAGCCAACUCUCUACCCUACGUAACUAUCAGUAUAUUUAUAUUGGUGGAAAAAAUUUUGAAUGCAGUGAAACUCAUGAAAAUAUUAACUUUGGUUCAAAUCCUGGAAAAAACCCUUGCGUUCAUUUUACAAAGAACCUCGGCAAAGUUAGUAAACGUGGGAAAGUCUGUCAUCAGAGCUCAAAAGUUAGUAUCCAUUCAGAUACCCAUAUUGAAGACAAACCUUACAAAUGCAAAGAAUGUGAAAGGACUUCGAAGAAAAUGUCAAGCCUUACUCAACACAGAAGAAUUCAUACUGGAGAGGAACCCUACAAACUUAAAGAAUGUGUCAAAGCUUUCAAUCAAAGCUCAAACCGUAUUAGUCAUCAGAGAAUUCAAAAUGGAGUGAAGCCCUACAAAUGUAAAGACUGUGGAAAAGCAUUUAAUAUAAGCUCACACCUUAUUAAACACCAGAGAAUUCAUACUGGAGAGAAGCCCUACAAAUGUAAAGACUGUGGCAAAGCUUUUAACCAAACCUCAACCCUUACUCAACACCGGAUGAUUCACACUGGAGAGAAACCCUACGAGUGCAAAGAAUGUGGCAAAGCCUUUAAUCGAAACUCAAACCUUACUCAACACCGGAGGAUCCAUACUGGAGAGAGACCAUACAAAUGCAAGAAAUGUGGCAAAGCUUUUAAGGAAUGUUCACACCUUAUUAAACACCAGAGAAUUCAUACUGGGGAGAAGCCCUAUAAGUGUAAAGAAUGUGGCAAACCCUUUAAAGACUGUUCAGCCCUUACUCAACACCAGAGGAUCCACACUGGAGAGAAACCCUACAAAUGCAAAGAAUGUGGCAAAGCCUUUAAUCGAAACUCAAACCUUACUCAACACCAGAGGAUCCAUACUGGAGAGAGACCAUACAAAUGCAAGAAAUGUGGCAAAGCUUUUAAGGAUUGUUCACACCUCAUUCAGCACCACAGGAUUCACACUGGGGAGAAGCCCUACAAGUGUAAAGAAUGUGGCAAAGCUUUCAAGCAAAUUGCAACGCUUACUCAACACCAGAAGAUUCAUAGUGGAGAGAGACCGUACAAAUGUAACGAAUGUGGCAAAGCCUUUAGGGAUUCUCUAACACUUACUCAACACCACUGGAUUCAUACUGGACAGAAACCCUACAAAUGCAAAGAAUGUGGCAUGACUUUUAUUCGGACCUCACACCUUAAUAAGCACCAGAAAAUUCAUACUGGAGAGAAGCCCUUUGAGUGUCAGGAAUGUGGCAAAGCUUUUAAACGAAGUUCACACCUUACUCAGCACCAGAGAAUUCAUACUGGAGAGAAGCCCUACAAAUGUAAGGACUGUGGCAAAGCUUUUACUCAAAACUCAAACCUUAUUGGUCACCAGAGAAUUCAUACUGGAGAGAAGCCCUACAAAUGUAAAGACUGUGGCAAAGCAUUUAAUAUAAACUCACACCUCAUUAGUCACCGGAGAAUUCAUACCGGGGAGAGGCCCUACAAAUGUAAAGAAUGUGGCAAAGCAUUUAAUCAAACAUCAACCCUUACUCAGCAUCAGAGGAUCCACACGGGAGAGAAGCCCUACAAAUGCAAAAAGUGUGGCAAAGCCUUCAAGUCUUGUCCAACCCUUACUCGACACCACAGGACUCACACUGGAGAGGACCACUCCAAAUGAAGAGAUGCUGAGUGCUUAAUCAGAUCUGAGUCCUCCUCAGCCUCGGGAUUCGUGCUGGAGAGGGACCGCACAGCGUGGGGACGUGGCAACCCCUGGAGUCGUUCAGCCUGCCCGACACCAGAGAAUGCACAGCAAGAGCAGUGCUGAAGAGGUGAUGCACCAUGACUGUCGGGGUUUCACACGUUCUUCAACAUCAGGAAACUCCAUCGUGUCAGAACCUCGUGGACAAAGUGUCUGGAAAGUCCAAAACAUAUGCCUUAGAUGCGGCAAAAUGUUUAUGAUGGAGAUCAAAUCUUGACAAAUGAAAAAAUUAUAGCAAAUUCUUUAUAUCUAGAUGUAUAUGAGAAUUAUUAAUAGAGAAAAAUCCUGUAAAAACAGAUAUGUGGCGUUGCCUUUAACUGUUGAUGAAAAUUUACGGAACAUCAUUAGUUGAUGUGAUAGAAAUAAAUCCUCAGAUAUCAGAAUAGUGAUAGUGCAUCUCUAAAAAGAUAUCAACUUACAAAGAUUACGUAAGUAUAUUCAUUCGUGAAUGUUGAAGAAAUUAUAAUUCUCACUUAGAAAUUAUAUCAGAAGACUCAUUAAUGAAAUUUUCCAUCUGUAUUUUUCUGAAGACUGUGAUGGAAUUUGAAAUAGUUAACGUUCAUGCAUAAUAUUAAUAAAGUGUUUCAAGUAAAGUGAAUGCUUCUCAACGUGUUAACACUGUUCUGUUGAGUCAGGUGUUAUUCUGCCAGGCUUAAAAGAAUUUUACUUUCCUAAAGGUUAUAGGUAACAGGUAAUAAAAGAUAUUAUUUGGUAUAAAUGGUCAUUACACCAUUUAGGCAGUGUAAUUAAGCUUCAAAUUGUGUGGCAAGUAUUAUCACAAGUUAUAUUUUAAAUAGUUCUCCUUUUUAUAAUUAGUUGUACAUUUAGGAUGUUAUGGGAGAGAGAGAAAUGCCAAUAAGUCCAGAUUUCUGUAUCUUCAGUUUUACCCUAUAGUAUUUUUUCCACAUGUCACUUCCGGGUAUCAACAAAACACAAACAUUGGUUUGAUUGAAGUUGACUCAACUGUACAAAUGUUCUAAUCUUAUGGUGAAUCUCAUGGUAAGAGCACCUGAAAGCACCAACUGUGUGCAAGUGUUCUCUUUAGAAAAGGGAAACAACUGAAAGAAUUUCAAGAUUGGUGAUGAUUUACUAGUAACCUGGAAACUUCAGGUACCUGAAAAAAAAAAUUCAUUUUAAAUACACUGAUCUCAUUUCUCCAAAGUGUCAUCGUUCGUGUUUUAUAAUCUCAGGCCAGUUCUGACUUUUCUCCCUUCAUUUUUUCUCAUUCUACACUUAACAUAAGACUGA
Messenger RNA from Sciurus carolinensis (gray squirrel), 3943 nucleotides. Its product is annotated as zinc finger protein 345-like. NCBI's taxonomy places the organism in Eukaryota, Metazoa, Chordata, Mammalia, Rodentia, Sciuridae. The record is from RefSeq and is a predicted model, not a curated record. The coding region runs from base 152 to 2614 and encodes 820 amino acids. Gene Ontology annotation, molecular function: RNA polymerase II cis-regulatory region sequence-specific DNA binding; DNA-binding transcription factor activity, RNA polymerase II-specific. Gene Ontology annotation, biological process: regulation of transcription by RNA polymerase II. The transcript is spliced from 3 exons.